UUUGAUUUAGUAACAGGUUUUGAGAAGAAAAUGCUUUUUUCGAUUCCUAUACGUCAUAAAAUGAAAGACGAGCCUCGAUUUCAGUUAUUUAAAAAUGUGAAAAUAGUGCUUCCUAAAAUCAAAGUUACAAAAUAAUUUCAGGUUUAUAUCUUCUUCCCAGUUUCUUUAGAUCCCAGCUGGUAUUAAAACUAUGGUUUGCUCAGGGCGCACCGGAUAAUCUGGGCAUUCUACCCCCAGCCACAAUCUCCCCAUGAUCUAUCCAUUUCAUGCGAAUUUUGCAAGGAAUACUUAAGAACUACGAAAUGCUCUAUGCAAAUAAUUCGUGAUCCUUUAAGCACUUUUAAUUUCGCUCUUUGCGGGAAGUUGUAGAACAGUUUCUGUAUAUCCGACAGCCACGAACGUUCCUCUUUGUGUGGUGUCUAUGAGGAUAAGUGGGUUAAUCCUGAAAGCUGGAAUGAUAAAGGAAUAUAGUUGAACAGGUUGCUUUUGUGAUAUGUGAAGGUGGUUGCUGGAGCUGUGUGUUAGUAGUAAACAUGUGUUAACUACAGCUUCUGUGAGCUACAGUGAAAUAUAAAGAAAAUCGUGUUGUUCGAAGUAAAGUGUGGAGACAUGCAAGAAAAAACACAAAGGCUUAAGUUGUAUCAUCGAGGCCACUUGGAAGGCAAUAGAUAUGUAUUCUGCAACAACAGUAGUGAUGAAGAUGGUGACAGUGAAGAAGACCAGCAUCCUUUGAAAUUGUAUAAACAGGAGCCAUUUUUGGAGAGAGAAGUUCAGCCAGGAGAUACAUUGCAGACACUUGCACUUCAGUUCAAUUGCCCUAUCGCAGAGCUGAAAAGAAUCAAUAAUAUUCACAGAGACAAUGAGGUAUUUGCUCGGAGGACUGUCAAGAUUCCAGCGAGGCUAUUUACAAGGAAACUACCUGGUGUACAUGCAAGUUUGUCUCAUAAAGUUAUCAGUGAAGCAAGAAGUGGUAAUUGUACCAACUCAGACAGUUCAAGUGACAGUCUUAUUAAUGACAUGUCUGCCUCCAGUCAUGUGAUGAAAGUAGAAAUGUCAAACACCUUGCCCAAAGAUGUCAGCAGUGUGCCCACAGUUGAAUUUCUCGUAGACGAUGCCACGCGUGUGUACGGCACAAAUAGAACAACUCUAGAGACUUUGGAUGUGGAACGUAGCACUAGUCCAUUGAUACAGCACGAAAACUCUAAUAUAUCCAGUGAUGACAAGUCUAUGUACAGCUGCAACGGAGCAGAUUGGGGUCUGACAUGGUUGCAAUUAUUAAUAUGCUCUCUUCUGCUUGGAUUUGCAGGUCCAGUUUUGUAUGUACUAUAUACAACUGAAGACAAACAUACAUAGCACCAACAUCUGUAUUAUUCGUAAUGGUAUGAUGGAAGUAAAAUUUGAAUGUGUAUCUGCUGUAGGUUUCAAAGCCAAAGUAAGAUUUAGUUAUGAAGGUCUAUGACAGUGAUCCACUAUUAUGAUACUAAUGAUACCUCCUAGGUUAUGUCUGUUGCCUUGGUUUAAUUAUGUCUACAUUGUAAACAGAGGAUGCCUUUCUUCAGGUAAAAGCAGUAACUGAACCUAAUUACAGACUAGCUCUAUUUAACUUGUCAACUUAGUUGCCAUUGCUCUCUCUUUUUACCUGAAGAUGGAGACAGCAGCUUAUGAAACAGACAUAAUAUCAACUGCAGUCAGAGGACAGUAUCCAGGAAUAAUCCUUAUAUCACAAAAUAUGCUGGCAGUUGUGCUUUUCAUUCCUGUUUUACAAUAUAUUGUACUGUAAUUGGUAAAGUUGUCUGAGAUUCACAUAAAAAAGAACUGCUAAUAAAGAAUUACAAAACCAGACCCUCAGCUGCCCAAAGUUUUGAAAGUAUGAAUACAACGUCUGCAAACAAAGUGGAAAGAAUUAUUAUUUACAUUUUAAAACUGUGAUUUCUCCUUCGAAGCCACAGAGCAUUGACGUGGCUUUUCCUAAAAUUCUUCCACUCCACAAACCCAUACCUUGAUGAAACGUGUGAACUCGGCUGCAUGUGUCCAUCUUCCCCAUGAAAGGACAUAUCUUCGUUCUCUGAUGUGUCACUAUUUAAAGUUAACUCAUAACUAAUAAAGUUUAAUGCAUAUCACUGUAUAAAAUUAACAGAGAGCUUAGUCAAGAAAUUAAUGGUUAAUAUUUCAUAUAAGAUUAGAAACACUCACAUACACAAAAGAAUUGUAUACAUGUAUUUUAUUAUAGGAAGUAUUUUUGUAGUUCCAAAAGAAGCUAUUCUUUUCAAAAUUGUCAGAAGUUAAAAUGAUAUACUUGAGAGAUAUUUUAUAAUUUGUACUGAAUUAGGAUUUCCUUUAACUUUAUAGCUUAAUUAAUACAAAAUGUAGCAACUGAAAAGAAAAUACCUUGUACGGUGCAGCACUGUUCUUCAGUCACAGUUCAAAUCAUGAAGUAGCAAAUAAUUGAAGACAGUUGUCUAGGUAAACUUCUACCACACUACGUGGCAAUACAACCCAGAAGACAGCCAUCUUCGGACUCAUUGCCGUGUAAACCUCAAAUCAUACUUAGCAAAUUAUUGUCUGCGGAGUGUAAACUACGGUGUAAGAUUGUGGGGAGUGCAAACUUCUUGGUACAGCUAGAAGUUUUCUGUGAUUACAGUGGUUGAUAAAGAAAUUUAAAAGUAAUACAGGAAAACCUAAUGACAAUGAAAUCCAAAGGAGCACAUUUUAACCCCCUCCCUUUCAUAAUGUUUUUUUGCCCCCAAUAGUAUAUUAAAAGUAUUUGUUUAUUUUGUCAGAUAAAUUUCAGAAAGCACAAAAUUUAUUACCAGAAAAUAAUAAAAUAUUCAUGAAGGCAGUUUCAGUUUAAUCCAAUUCCAUUUUAAACAGGUUUUACUGUAUCACCAUUUCUGUUAAAAUAAACUUGUAGUACUAAAAUGAAUUUGGUAGGUUUUCAAGAUACUUUGUGUUUAUUACUAAUUAUUUAUUUGUUUUUUUUAUUUUGUUACCAUAGUUAUAACAUUAUAGAUAUAUUAAACCCAUGACAUGCACAACUCUGUAUGCUUUUAGAGAAUAAUUAUUACAUUUCUUAAAACAAUAA
Zootermopsis nevadensis is the source of this 3082-nucleotide messenger RNA. RefSeq names its product lysM and putative peptidoglycan-binding domain-containing protein 3. NCBI's taxonomy places the organism in Eukaryota, Metazoa, Arthropoda, Insecta, Blattodea, Termopsidae. The record is from RefSeq and is a predicted model, not a curated record.